UGCACGUUGGUUUCAUUGAUAGAAUGGGAAUAUAGAGCAAGAAGUAGAAGGUCCAUAACAAAAAUAACCUCCAUCACAUUCCACAUACUCCAAAUUACAUUAUCUCUCCCUUUAUCUUCUUAUAUACUGUUUGUGUGAUUGGAAAGAUCACAAGGAGAAGAAAAAAAAAUGAAGAUAUUUUUUCUUGUUUCUCUUUUGUUUCUUCUAUUCUCAUUUUCCACCGCAAAGAAAUUUACACAUCCCAAAUUUCCAUCCCCUCAAGCUGAAUCAAUAUUUCAUCAAUCUCCGAAAACAGAGUUAUAUGAAACCAAGUACUUCACUCAAAUUCUUGAUCAUUUCAACUAUCAUCCACAAAGCUACCAAACUUUUCAAGAAAGGUAUUUGAUCAAUUCUCAGUAUUGGGGAGGUGCUGAAAAGAAUGCACCAAUUUUCGUCUACACUGGAAAUGAAGGUGACAUCGAAUGGUUUGCGCAAAACACCGGCUUCAUGUUCGAGAUUGCGCCUCAUUUUAAAGCUCUCCUGGUGUUUCUAGAGCAUAGAUAUUAUGGGAAAUCAAUUCCAUUUGGUGGUGAUAAAGAAAUUGCUUAUAGUAAUUCAACUACACUUGGGUAUUUAAGUUCCACACAAGCUUUGGCUGAUUAUGCCACUUUGAUUAUUGAUUUGAAGAAGAAUUUAACUGCUCAAGAUUCACCAGUUGUGGUCUUUGGUGGUUCCUAUGGAGGAAUGUUAGCAGCAUGGUUCAGGUUAAAAUAUCCACAUGUAGCAAUUGGAGCCUUAGCAUCAUCCGCACCAAUAAUAGGUUUUCAAGGAAUUGUUUCACCAUACAGCUUCAACAACAUUAUAACACAAGAUUUCAAGGGCGUGAGUGAAAAUUGUUACAAAGUGAUAAAGGAAUCCUGGAAGUUGAUCGAAGAAACUGAACAGCAACACGGUGGUUUGGAUUUGCUAAAAAAAUCAUUCAAACUUUGCGACUCGAAGCCGGUAGAGUAUUGGCUCCAAACAGCAUUUGUAUACACAGCCAUGACCGACUAUCCAACUCCUUCAAAUUUUCUGAAUCCUUUGCCGGCCUAUCCCAUAAGACAGAUGUGCAAAGCGAUUGAUGAUCCAACAAUUGGUCAUGAUACUUUUGCGAAAUUAUACGGAGCAGCAAACAUCUACUAUAAUUCCAGCGGUACUGCGACAUGUUUUAAUCUGAGCGACCAUUCAGAUCCCCAUGGCCUAGCUAUGUGGACAUGGCAGGCAUGCACAGAGAUGAUACUACCAACAGAUGGAAGUGAUGAGAAGAGUAUAUUCCCAUCCUCGGAAUGGAACUUGACUGAUCGAGCUACUUUCUGUAAGAAAUAUUUAGGUGUUGAGCCCAGGCCCAAUUGGGCUACCACUGAAUUUGGUGGCAUGGAUAUAACGAGGGUUUUAAAAAGGUUUGGAAGUAACAUGAUCUUCUUUAAUGGCUUGAGAGACCCUUGGAGUGGUGGAGGUGUUUUGAAGAGCAUAUCAAAGAGUAUCGUUGCCAUAGUAGCAAAACAAGGUGCUCACCAUGUGGACCUAAGGUUCUCAGAUAAAGAAGAUCCGAAGUGGCUUCAAGACGUGAGAAAGAAAGAGAUUCACAUCAUACGCAAGUGGAUUGAUCAAUAUUAUCAUGAUCUUUCCGGAGAUCUCUCAUAUAAUGGUACCUAAAAAGAUCAUAUAUUUUUUGCCAUUUAUAAGAUGACAGCAAUUGAUUCUUAAUUCCAUCGGCAAUCCGCAUGCAUCAUGCUUCAUGCUUUCUCCUUUAUCUACAUCGUAUGUAUUACAAUAAGAUCUCAUCCCAUAUAUUUAAGCAUUAAGGUUACAGGCCGUGUACCUUACAGAAAAGCAAAAGAAGCUUCCUUUCAAUAGAUUUCUCAUUUUUUUA
Papaver somniferum (opium poppy) is the source of this 1891-nucleotide messenger RNA. Its product is annotated as lysosomal Pro-X carboxypeptidase-like. NCBI's taxonomy places the organism in Eukaryota, Viridiplantae, Streptophyta, Magnoliopsida, Ranunculales, Papaveraceae. Gene Ontology annotation, molecular function: dipeptidyl-peptidase activity; serine-type exopeptidase activity. Bases 169 to 1674 code for a protein of 501 amino acids. Gene Ontology annotation, biological process: proteolysis. The transcript is spliced from 10 exons. The record is from RefSeq and is a predicted model, not a curated record.